Brassica rapa (field mustard) is the source of this 5875-nucleotide messenger RNA. RefSeq lists its product as uncharacterized. Gene Ontology annotation, molecular function: RNA-DNA hybrid ribonuclease activity; nucleic acid binding. NCBI's taxonomy places the organism in Eukaryota, Viridiplantae, Streptophyta, Magnoliopsida, Brassicales, Brassicaceae. The record is from RefSeq and is a predicted model, not a curated record.
UAUGGAAAAACCAUAGAUUGAUGAAGAAGAGAAGGGAGAAUCAUUUUUUCUUUAAUUUUUUCAAGUAAAAUCGACCAUAACACGUUUUAGGAAGUUAUAAUAUUUUUAGGAGAUUUUUAUAAUAUUUCCUUAACUGAAAUUUCAUUAAUUUUCGCAAAAAAUCAGGUAUUCUUAUCCGUAGAAGGCGACUUCUAAAAGUUUAGAAGAAUGAUAAAAAUUUUGAAUACAUUUUCUACUUUGAGUAGACGUAAGAGUACAUUGUAGAAAACACAUUCCCUAAAAUUUAGAAUACUUUAUAAACGUAGAAAAUGCAUUCGGAAGGAAAGUGGAUACCUUUACGAUUAGUAGAAUGCACAUUCCUCUUUUUUAGAAAUUUAGUAAAUAGUAAAAUGGACGUUCUAAAAGAAGUAGAUGAACAUUAGGACAUAAUGGGAGCGGCUAGGGUUUUAGGCGACGAGCGAGGCGACGUUCAGAUCUAGGAGACUACCGAAGAUAAACGACGAAUCUCUCCCGUUGGCUCUUGAGUCCUAGGCCUACUAUACAAGGAUAACCUGUUUCCCUUGGAUAGAGCUGGUUUCUGUGAGCCCCGAAAGAGUCCGUGUCUUUACGUGCCAAUCACGUUUUACUAUAUUGCUUGAAGUUACGACUAUUCUUUCUAGCCUUUGCUAAGAUCUGUAUUCUCUUAGUCUUUUGGAUUACUCUCCUUGUGGUAAACCAAGGAGAUCUCUAGCCCUUGCUAAGUUUUGUAUUUGACUGAUCAUGUCGAACCGUAGAGAUCUGAUCUCGACACAUGGAAGCCAGAGACCCGGCUCCAGCACAUCCCAUGCCAUCCGCCGUCUCGAUAUUGAAGAUGAUGAAAUCAUAAAACUUCCUGAAUGUGACCUGGAGGCGGCGGCGGAGCGUUUGAAGCUGACCCUCAUCGGACGCGUCUUUCAACUGAAGAGUAGGAGCAUUGAUGCUUUGAUCAAUCUGCUCCCAAAGCCACGAAUCUGGAACGUGGAGGGCAGAGUCCGAGGAACGAAUCUCGGGAAUGGACGCUUCCAAUUUGACUUUGAGAAUGAACAUGACCUCCAUUCGGUUUUAAACAAGAGGCCAUGUCAUUUUAAUCAAUGGAGCUUUGCAUUGGAGCGAUGGGAACCCUUUACACGGGACGACUUCCCUAACUCGAUUCCUUUUUGGAUUAGUGUUAUGGGUGUUCCAGUUCACUUCUGGAAUGAUGGUACUUUCUCAGAGAUUGCCAAGGCCCUGGGAAAAAAACUUACACUGGAUUCAAAACGAGCAAAAAUCCAAGUUUCCAUCAACGUGGAUAACCCCUUACAAUUUGAAAGGAGAGUUGGUUUUCCCAAUGGUGAUAUAGGGAGGGUAACUUUUGUGUAUGAUGGUCUACAUCGAUAUUGCUUCAACUGUAAACAUAUCUCUCAUGAUGAGAACUCGUGUCCGUUACUAACGGAGAAAGAACGUGAACACAGGAGACUUCAACGUCUUGAUCAGAAUAUCAACAAUGAAAAGAAUCUUCAGCUCGAGUAUCCGAGGGGAGCAAAUGAGAAUAGAACAAAGCGGCUGAGAUCACCCCCCAAUGAUCGUAUCGUACGAUCAAACCUGCCACUGAGAUCAAGGAUGGAAGAAGAGAGAGAGGAAAAGAGACAACGUCAUGCCUACCAUGGUCCGAAAGAUCACCCUAACUCUUUUUACGGAGCCUCGAAAAAGAGUUCUGAUCGUCAUUACCCCCGUGAUUCGGGUAGAGAUGCUGACCGACGUACGGAUGUCUGGAAUAGGAUCGAACAGCCUCAAGAACCCCGAGAUUCUGGCUCAAUGCCACGACUUUACCCCUCUUUGAACCAUAAUGCUAGAGUGCGCAACGGAUCAAGGGACCAUAGGUCUCGUACGAGCUCGUACCAAAGAGAAUGGAGACCCCGUACCCAUUUAGCAUCACACCACAAUGGGGAACGCCGAAGCUCCGCUAUAUGGGGUUCUGACCACCGCCCAAUCCUAACUCGCUUUCUCUCCAAACAAGGAAGGAUUCGCCGCGGUUUCAAGUUCGACAAACGGUGGAUUGGUAAGCAUGGCCUUAGAGAAACGAUUCUACAAGGAUGGAACGUCCCCGGCAAUCUGCACCCGCCUGAUCUGUAUGAGCGUAUAGCCAAAUGCCGCAAGGCAAUCUCGCACUGGAAACGCCUGAACCCAUCAAAUUCGUGCAUACGAAUUGAAGAGAUCAAAGAUAAACUCGAGAAGGCUCAACUGAAUGAUGCUAUCUCAAACGACGCGAUUCUACAGCUCAAAUGGGAUCUAUGCGCGGCUUUCCGGGACGAAGAGUUGUAUUGGAAGCAAAAGAGUCGAGCUAACUGGCUGAGGGAAGGCGAUAGGAAUACCAAAUUCUUCCAUGCCAAAACGAAACAGCGUCGCGCUAGGAACAGGCUUUCCAAGCUUAAGAACCCCCAGGGAGGAUGGGCGGAAUGUGAAGAGGAUAUAGAACGGGUUGCAGCGGAAUACUUCCAAGUUCUCUUUACCACAUCAAACCCGGAAAAUUUUGAUGAAGCCCUCCGGUUUGUUACCGAGAAAGUUACUACACGAUGUAAUGAGACGCUUACAAGUGCCCCAUCAGAUGCGGAAAUUAAAAAAGCUCUGUUCGAUAUCAACCCGGAGAAGGCACCUGGCCCUGAUGGGAUGACGAGCUUGUUCUAUCAAACAUUCUGGGGAAUCACCGCAGGGGAGAUCUUCCGUACGGUGAAAGACUUCUUCUCGUCAGAGACACUCGAUGCGCGACUGAACCAAACAAACAUCUGCCUUAUCCCAAAGACAGAUAGACCAUGCGAGAUGACGGAGUUUCGUCCCAUAAGCUUGUGUAACGUAAGCUAUAAAAUCGUGUCGAAGAUCCUCAGUAAUCGACUUAAGCGAUUCCUCCCGACUUUGAUUUCGGAGACCCAAUCGGCCUUUGUGGCUAAGCGACUCAUCACAGAUAAUAUCCUAGUCGCCCAAGAAGUGUUCCAUGCUCUACGGACUAACCAAAGCUGCAAGACUAAAUUUGUCGCCAUCAAAACCGAUAUGAGUAAAGCCUAUGAUAGGGUGGAAUGGACAUUCUUAGAAGCACUUAUGCGCAAACUGGGAUUUUGUGAGCGAUGGAUCUCCUGGAUACAUGUUUGCAUUUCUUCAGUAUCAUACAAUGUACUCAUCAAUGGAGAGCCAAAAGGUAACAUAAUCCCAACCAGAGGUAUCCGACAGGGUGACCCAUUAUCUCCAUUCCUGUUCAUUAUCCUGACAGAGGCGCUUAUAUCCCAAAUACAUGGAGCAGAAAGAGAGGGCAGACUCACCGGCCUAAAAAUCGCGAGAGACAGCCCUCCUGUCUCGCAUCUCCUGUUUGCCGAUGACAGCCUCUUCUUCUGUAAAGCAGAACCUCAACAAUGCCGGGAACUCAUGAAGAUCAUUAGUGAAUACGGGAGAGCAUCAGGACAACAGUUGAACGCCGCCAAAUCUUCCGUUUUCUUCGGCAGCAAGGUCCCAACGGAACUCAAAACUGAAAUAAAAGAAGCUCUGGGUAUAUCUCGCGAGGGAGGGAUGGGCAUCUAUCUGGGACUACCGGAGAAGAUAUGUGGAUCCAAGAGACAAGUAUUUGCUUUUAUACAGGAACGCCUUUUGGAGCGUCUGAACUCUUGGUCUGCGAAACUUCUUUCAAAAGGCGGAAAGGAGGUUUUGAUCAAAUCGGUGGCACAGGCACUUCCCUCCUAUGUUAUGUCAUGUUUCCUACUUCCUCAAGACAUUAUUAAAAAAAUGUCUAGUGCCAUCGCAAGGUUCUGGUGGAGUACCAAGCAAAAGAAUGGCGGCCUACACUGGAUCGCAUGGAAUAAAAUCUGCGUACCGAAGGAUAAGGGAGGCUUGGGAUUUCGAGAUUUAAAGAAUUUCAACAUUGCCCUGCUGGCCAAGCAACUGUGGCGCCUUGUACAAUACCCGACGUCCCUAUUGGCUAAAGUCCUGAAAGGAAGAUAUUAUCGCAAUACAAAUCCGAUUGAUGUCGAGAAAGCAAGUUCACCAUCUUACGUAUGGCGCAGUUUGAUGGCAGCAAAACCCCUCCUGAAGUCGGGACUGAGAAAGGCAAUAGGCUCUGGCUAUAAUACUAGAGUCUGGGACGAGUCAUGGCUCCCCACAAGCCCCCCACGUCCGCCUACUGGGGUAAACCCGAUCCAAAAACCAAAUUUACUCGUCCAUGAGCUUAUCGAUCGAAACUCCAAGAAUUGGAACUUGGAUCUGUUGAAAACUUUGAUCGCCCCAGAAGAUAUCCCAUUGAUAUGUAGCCUGCGGAUUAGUAAAGCCUUCAGGGUAGAUAGCUACUGCUGGGUUCAUACGAAAUCCGGAAUGUACUCCGUCAAAACUGGAUAUGAUGAGAUGUGUAGACUGACAGAGGAACUUCCUACUGAUUAUUGCUCAGAACCGAGCAUUUCUGGCUUAAUUCAACAGGUGUGGGCGAGUAAAACUGUGCCAAAAAUAAAACACUUCAUGUGGCAGGCCCUGACUAAUUGUGUUCCCGUCUGCAGUCGUUUGGCUGACCGGCACUGUCACCCUGAUCGGACAUGUCCAAGAUGCGGGCAACAUGAAGAGACUAUAAACCAUAUGCUAUUUGAAUGUCAUAUGGCCACCCAUACCUGGUCCCUUGCGGCACUUUCCACCAUUCCGGGAGAGUUCCCGAGCUCCUCCAUAUACGGAAACUUUGACUUCCUACUCAACAGGAUCCACAAACGACAUAGCACAGAGGAGUGCAAAGCUCGGAUCCCUUGGAUCCUCUGGUUCCUAUGGAAAGCUCGAAAUGAGAAGGUCUUUAGUAACAAGGAUAUCUCGCCAUUGGAGGUGCUGCAGUCUGCAGCUUCAGAAACGACUAGCUGGUGUGUGGCGCAAAUUAUCCCGGAAGCACCAGAGGUGAAUGUAAGCUUGAUGAUCCCGGAGCCGCAAUUUACACCUUCACGGAGGCCUUUUUGCAGGAUAGACGCAUCAUGGAAGGAAGAUGACGCCCGCUACGGUGGUGGGUUCGUGAUGGAGAAUGAAGAUGGGAGCACAAUGUUCGGUUCAAUUGCUAGUAACCGUGUGUUGUCUCCCCUACAUGCAGAGUUCGCAACUUUGCUGUGGGCUAUGAAGUCUUCGCUAUCUCUCGGUCACGUCUCGAUGGCUUUUGAAUCAGACUGCUUGCAGCUGGUUAGGCUGAUUGAGGAAGAAGAAGAAUGGCCAAGUCUUAUGGCAGAGUUUGAUGAGUUUCUUAAUCUACGUUCUAUGUUCCAAUAUUGCUCCAUCUCUUUUGUUUCACGUUUAAAGAAUAUCCGAGCCGAUUGCCUUGCGAAAGGUGCUCGGUCUCGCGGCUUUUGUUUUUCCCAUGUACUUCCUGAGGUCCCAACUUGGCUGGUGCUCGACACCACUUGGUUGGAAUCAUCGUAAUAAAAAUAUGGAGCUUUCGAUGUCAAAAAAAAAAAAGAAGUAGAUGAACGUGUUUAUUUUAGAAAUUGUUUUCUACUAUACUAUUUUAUGUUGAAGACGCAUUCUAUUUUUAGUAGAACGUAUCUUAAAAAUCUUAUUUACCAAGUUUUUGAACAAAACAAAAUUACCAACUUGUGUAUAUAGAUGUUUUAUUAAUUUUUUAUAUUUUUAAUAAUUUUUUUGAUUCUCAAAAUUAUUUAUUUCAUUAGUUUUCAGAAAUACAAAGGGUAAAAAGGAGAAAAAAUGGACAAAACUAGUUUUAUACCAAAGGGACAACAACCUGGUUUUUUUAUUCUAUUUUUGCAAUUUUCUCAAAAAAAAUUCACAUUUUGUUUCUAAAAAAUUUAGGAGAGACUCAGUAGACUUUAAUGGUCUUUCCGUCCACCUAAAUUGUGUGACUUGACUGUAAAUAUUAUAUUUU